Messenger RNA from Blepharisma stoltei, 2808 nucleotides. Lineage: Eukaryota; Ciliophora; Heterotrichea; Heterotrichida; Blepharismidae. The record is from the annotation of a GenBank genome assembly.
AUGAAAAGGUCUACAGCUAUAGAAAUUUUAAAAGAAAACUACGCCCAUAUCUGCGCCCAGGAAGAGAUUUCUCCUGAUGACGAUAUUUGGCCUCAAAAUGAUGAAGAAGACAACAGAAUUUUGAAUUUCGAUAAUUGCAAUAUAACAGAUCAGCAUCUAUCUGUAGUCGUAAAAGCCUUGAAAGUGGAUUGUUUUUUUAAAGAACUUAUAUUAUCAAAUAACCCAAUCGGUAAUGAAACAAUAUCAGCUCUGCUGAAAUUAAUUGAAAGUGAUGGCUCAGCUUUAAAAAUCAUCAGGCUCGGCAAUGGGCAACUAAAUAAAGAUUUAUCUGAUGAUUUGUGGUAUGAAGUGUCUAAAGCAGAAAUUAUACAGGAUAGAUCAUGGGUGAUUUAUCUUGGAGAGAAUUUGCUGAAUUUAGAGAGCACACAGAGAGAUUUUAAAGAAAAUCAAAAAAUUAGAAGUGCUAAAAGUUCAUGUGAUCUCAUUUUAGAUCAAGAUGUUCUAUUUAAUCAGAGUUUAGAUAAAGAUUUGAGCAGCAAUUUUGUGCAGCCAGAAUUUCCAAAUUUUAUUAGCAGAAGCAUUAGCCCCAUUGACUAUAAGGGAGCUGAUCUCCUAGACUUUUCAUGCAAGAAUAUAGUCCAAGUCCCAAGAUAUCUUGAAAACACAAGCCCAAAAAUCCUGAAUUUAGCAGACAAUAAAAUUGAAAAAAUUACAGGAAUUCCUAUAUCAAUUUUGAAAUUAAGUCUAAGAGGAAACUAUCUAACAAAAAUAGAAAACAUUGAUAAAUGUUCGAGGUUGAGGGUUUUAGAUUUGUCAAAUAACCGGAUUGCAAAAGUAGAGAAUUUAAAUUUGAAUUUUAGCCUUCAGGAAUUGAAUUUGGCAUCAAAUCAGAUAAGAGUUAUUGAAAAUUUAGAGUUGCUAAAAGAUAUCAGGAGGCUGAAUUUGGAAAAUAAUCUAUUAUCAUCAUUAAUGAGCAUUCGAGAGCUGUCAUUCAAUACAAAACUCUCAUUCUUGAUAUUGAGAGGGAACCCAAUUUCUAAUGAAAAAGGCUACAAGCCGUUAAUCACCAGUCUCCUUCCUAAGCUAGUAGUUUUAGACUACGUAAAAGUAGCAGGAGCGCAAGGAACUUUUAGGCGUGUUUUUGACAAAGAUAAUGAAUUCUUUUCAACACCUUUUCUAAGCCUUGAUAGAACCCCAGAAUCCACUUUGCGCAAAAAAAAUAAUACCACAAAAGGCCAAAAAUCAAAGCCAAUGAUUCUCAUUAAUGACAACCCACAAAUAAAAACAUCUGAAAUUCCAACAAAUUUUACAUCACCAGCGCAUGGAUAUGCUGAUACAAAUGCUGAAACUAUUAAAAAAGAGCCAUUAAGGCAUAACAUUAAGUUAGGAAAAAAUGAAAAUACUAAAUUUGAGCCCGAUAGUUCUCAUGAAUUAGCUAAGAUUAGAAGGUAUUUUAAAAAUGUUUAUAUUUUUAAGGAUAUUGCAAGUACUUUUAUAGAGACUUUAAUUAAUGCAAGCCAGUUUAGCGUGUUUGAAGAAGGUUCAAUAAUACACCAUUCAGAGGUUUAUAUAGAAAAAAUGAUUGUGGUCUAUAAAGGAAAACUUCAGCAUUUAGAUCGUGUUUAUGGUCCUGGAGCUAGUCUUUUUGCUGAUAGUUUAAUAGAACCUGAAGAAGUAUAUGGGGAUGUCGUAUGCAUUGAAAGAUGUGAAGUGUUCAUUUUAAGCAAAACUGAUUUAGACAAUAUAUCAAAAAAUUAUCCAAUAUAUAGAAAAGCUUAUAUGAAAAAUUAUGUUGAAAAAAAUGUUCAUCCAAAUGAAAUGGAUAUCAGAUCACAAAUCUAUGUCAGAAGACCAAGAAAGAAGCCAUUUGGGAUUAAAAGCCAGUCUCGAUGUAUAUCCAUGCUCAAUUUAAAAUCUCUAGUAACGAGUGAAACUUCUUAUAGUCUUGGCCUUAUUUCUCCUACAAAAUCUUUAUCGACUCCGUUGGAAUCAAAAAUUAAAUUCGAAGUUGAUGGACUGUUGAAAGCAGCUGACCCUUAUGAUGUAGAAUUUUCUCAUACAAUUCAGCCAACAAGUGGAAAAAAUGAAAUAAAACAAGCUAUAGAAAAAGUACAAAAAAUUUUUGAAGUUUAUAAAAAAGAAGAAGCCCAAGAAUUUGCAAAAGACGACGCUAUAAAUGAAGCCAAAAAUUAUUUGAAAAAUGGAGCAAGUGACCCAGAAAUAGAAUUUUUAGCUCUAAAAAGAGACUUAUUAAGAGAUUGUAUAGAAAAAUGUGAGAGUGAUGGCGAAGAAGAAUUAAUGACAGAGUAUAUUAGAUGCCUAGAUCGCGAAGAAAACAAGAAGCUUGAACAAGAUCUUUUAGAUAAAGAAAAACAUUAUAAGGACGAAAUAAUGACAUGCCAAUUAACAUUGAGCUCUUUAUUAUCACAAAAUCCUAGAUCUUUUACUGAAGAAAGAAUAAAGAUUUAUAGGAAUUUAUUAGAUGAAUGCAACUUACUCGAUCUCCAUGAUGAUCCAGCACCUGAAAUCAGCGAAGCGUGCGGAAUUAAACUUGAAGAUCCGAAAAUUAAAGAAAAAACUGACAAAGUGAUGCAAUUAAUUGCGCUUGCUAAUAAUUACAGAACUUAUAUCUCUGAGGUGCUUGAUACGCUUGAAAGUAAUAAUUAUGAUCUUUUCAAAGAAAUUCAGAGCGAAGUUUAUGAGAAAGGGCUAGCUACAAUUACUACUAGAGCGUCUGUAAAAGAAAGCUGUCAAAGCUCAUCAAGAGUUCCAUCAUCUCGCUAUAGUGAAUUAGAGCUUAAAUCAUAA